Dreissena polymorpha is the source of this 2152-nucleotide messenger RNA. RefSeq names its product IST1 homolog. Gene Ontology annotation, biological process: protein transport. The transcript has 5 exons. Bases 132 to 1217 code for a protein of 361 amino acids. NCBI's taxonomy places the organism in Eukaryota, Metazoa, Mollusca, Bivalvia, Myida, Dreissenidae. The record is from RefSeq and is a predicted model, not a curated record.
GGAAGUGACUAAUACAUGUAUUGGUAAAUAAGCGAAAACAACUCAAAGUCUUGUGACUAUUUCAAAACAUUAAAACUGUAUGUGUUGAUGAAAGUUUCAUUUAUGAACAGGUGUUAAGGUAAAAAGGAAACAUGUUUAGCAGUUCGGCGAAUUACAAUAAGUUGAAAACCAACUUAAGACUGACAAUUAAUCGUUUAAAAUUGUUGGAGAAAAAGAAAACAGAAAUAGGCCAGAAAGCUAGAAAAGAAAUAGCAGACUACAUAGCUGGCGGUAAGGAUGACAGGGCGAGAAUCAGAGUGGAGCAUAUCAUCAGGGAAGAUUACCUGGUUGAGGCUAUGGAGCUGUUGGAGAUGUACUGUGAUUUGCUCCUGGCAAGAUUUGGCUUGAUUCAGACACAGAAGGAGUUGGAUCCAGGCCUUGAGGAGGCCAUAGCCAGCCUGAUCUGGGCAUCACCGCGGCUGCAGACAGAUUGUCCGGAGAUUAAAGUCAUUGCAGAUCAGCUCACAAUCAAAUACGGCAAAGAGUACGGACUAGCCUGCCGCACAAACUCUCUGGACAAUGUCAGUGAGAAAGUCAUGCAUAAACUCGGCGUUCAGGCUCCACCAAAGAUCCUGAUUGAACGAUACAUGAUCGAGAUCGCCAAGUCGUAUAACGUUCCGUUUGAGGCGGACCCGUCGGUGAUGGGACAGGACGAGAUACUGCUUGCGGAGAAUAUGCUGAUAGAUCUGGAUGAUGGCAAAAAAGGAGGAGCAAGCGGUGGAAGUGGAAUGGGAGGAGGAGGAGGUGGUGGCAUGAUGAUGCCUCAGGCCUAUUUCCAGCAACCGCCACCACCCAGCCAGAGUGCGAUGUAUUACCCACCACCCCAACAACAACCAUACCCACAGCAACCACAACCGCCUCAGCAAAUGGCUGGUAAAGCACCCCCGCCCCUCCCUAAUACACCGCCCUCAGGACAUGGGGCCAGUUACCAGAAUGGAGGGGCCAGUGCAGCCCCAUCAGCCCCUGCUGCGGGUCAGGAGCACUCACCCCCACCCCCCUACACCUCCAAUAUGAACUUCCCGAAGGGUGGUGGUGGAUACGAGGACAGUUUCCCAGAACUCCCUGCAGUGCCCAACAGUAUCCUGCCAGACCCCCCGGGCUCCAAGUCCUCUGGGGGUGAAGACGUAGACUUUGAUGACCUCUCGCGCAGGUUUGAGGAGUUGAAAAGAAAAAAGUGAACAUCUUGUAUGAACAGACACAAUGUACAUAUUUACAAUGUUUAGAAUUCUGUGUUGUUACUGUUAUUUUUUUUUAUUUAAUGCCUUAUUUGUUAUGAAUGCAUAUUUUUUUGUGUGUGUAAUACUUUAUAUGUUAAAAUGUAUGUGAUUCUAUGAAAUCAGUGAUUUGUUGUACUGUACCUGGUCUUCUGCUUAAAAAAAUGUUUAUUAGACCCUUGUUGACAUAAGGAAAAGAUCUAUGGUGGGAUAUGGGGCUGCUGCUUUGUCCAUUUUUUGCCCAAAUCCCCCUCCGGUUCCUAUUGGCUGGUCAACACUAAAAAUGUGUUAAAUUUUAAUAAAUUUUUGCAUUUGGUAAAUGGCUUAUGGAGAGACUAUGAUUUUAAACCUUAAUUUCAUUUGUUUGACACAUGGAUUCCUAGAUUCAUUAAAUAAUUUGUUAUGUCACUAGGAUGGUCCAGCUUUCCAUCCUGCCCCCUUUUGAGCAACACUGUGUACAUUUUGUGAUCUUUCAUCUUUUCCUAGACACAAUUUUAAACUCAAUCACGUUUAUCAGCAGUUUGACUGGUCUAUUUAUUAUUAAAUAAUCUGCAUCACGUUUUGUGUUUAUCGUGUAUGUCAUCUUCACAAUUUGUGUAGAAAAUGCAAAUGAAAUAGGCAUUUUUUCGGAUGUAUAUAUACUUCUGUAACAUUUAAAAUUCAUGCUGUAAUUAAAUCUAUUACUAUAAUAUGCCAGCUUUCAUCAGAAAUGUACAUAAUUUUAGUACAUUACUAAAUCAAUGAAGCAAAACAUAAAUAAUAUAUGUUAUUUGUUAUAUAACCGUACCUUAUCUUGAAAUCAAGAUCUUUUUCGAACUCGGCAUUCUUUGUAAAAGCACAAAUAUUUGUGAAAGAAAUCUUUAAAUUUCAAUAAUAGUUGAUUAAACAGUGCAACCUCA